AUGGAGAUAAAGAAUCACACUUUGGUAACAGAAUUCAUCCUGUUGGGCAUCCCACACACAGAAGGUCAGGAAACUGUGCUCUUUGUUGUCUUCCUAUUUUUCUACCUCUGCACACUGCUAGGAAAUCUGCUCAUCCUUGUGGCUGUGAUGUCAGAUUCGCGUCUCCACACACCUAUGUAUUUCUUUCUUUGUAACCUGUCAGUGCUGGACAUUGGUUUCUCUUCUGUUAGCACUCCAAAGAUGUUGGCCAACCUGCUCGUGAGGAAUCGAGUCAUCUCCUUGGGUGGCUGUAUGUGCCAGGUCUUUUUCUACCAUUUUUUAGGUAGCACUGAAUGUCUACUCUACACAGUGAUGGCAUAUGACCGGUUUGCUGCGAUCUGUCAUCCACUGCGUUACACUAUCAUCAUGAAUCGUCGAGUAUGCGGCCUGUUGGCUGCUGGUACCUGGUUUACCAGUUCCUUUCAUGCCACAAUUCUUACUACGCUGACCUUCCAACUGCCAUAUUGUGGCUCUAAUGAGGUGGACUAUUUCUUUUGUGACAUUUUCCCUGUAGUCAAAUUGGCCUGUGGGAACACGCUUAUCAUUGAGACAGUGAGCUUCACUAACAUUGGCCUUGUGCCUAUGACCUGUUUCCUUCUCAUACUUGCCUCUUAUAUUCGCAUUGUCGUUGCAAUCCUAAAGAUGCACUCUGCUGAAGGGAGACGCAAAGCGGCGUCUACUUGUGUUUCUCACCUUUCAGUGGUCACACUGUUCUUUGGACCCUGUGCUCUCAUCUAUACUCAGCCAUCUUUGAGUGAGGUACUUGUAACCCCAGUGCAGAUCUUUGGCAAUGUAGUUACCCCCAUGCUCAACCCUACAAUCUAUACCCUGAGAAACAAAGACGUCAAGGGGGCCUUAAAGAAACUGGCAGGAAUUCAGACUAUUUCAGAAGGAAGUCACUAG
This is a messenger RNA of Elephantulus edwardii (Cape elephant shrew), 942 nucleotides long. RefSeq names its product olfactory receptor 958-like. The record is from RefSeq and is a predicted model, not a curated record. The coding region runs from base 1 to 942 and encodes 313 amino acids. Gene Ontology annotation, biological process: G protein-coupled receptor signaling pathway. Gene Ontology annotation, molecular function: olfactory receptor activity; G protein-coupled receptor activity. Gene Ontology annotation, cellular component: membrane. Lineage: Eukaryota; Metazoa; Chordata; Mammalia; Macroscelidea; Macroscelididae. The transcript has a single exon.